GAAGAACAAGUGGCCUUCAUAAAGGAAACUACUCACAAGGUUGCUGAAAACCCUUCGACAGCCCACGACCGGUUUCGUCCUUCUUGGGACUCAUCAGGUAGGCGCAGUCCCCGAGUUUCCGUCAACCUUAUGUUCUAUUUGAACCCCAAUUGGACUGUUUUCGAGAAAUACACUCAUCUACAAAUCAAUUUGGUUUUCACGAGACACUCAACUGAAUCUCUCGUGGUCUCCAGUCGUAGUUUGGGUGCGCUGUUUGGUUGUUGGUCUGUUCGCCGAGCUUUACAGUUAGAUUGCAAACGUUUCAUCACCAACCGAGGUGACAUCGUCAGUGCAGGGUUGAGUGGCGCUGACGAGUGGUGCACUGACGAUGUCAACUCGAUUGGUGAUGAAACGCAUGCAAUCCAACUGCCAAGCUCGGCGAACAGACCAACAACCAAUCCCCGCCCUGGAAAUCGAACACAGUCAGCACACACAGACUCGCGCGCGCGCAGGGAGCAAGUAGUCAGCCAAGCAAUCCAAAUCCACGGACAAUUAUGGAACACGUGUAGCAGCCAAACUGCAGAGAAAACACGUUCCCACCGUCCGAACUUUCACCAAGGAACUCUCACAUAUGACAAGUUCCCUUUUGACUUGCCUUUAUUUUAUAGAUGCUGCAACUCGCUUCUGAAACUACUCACAAGGUUGCUGAAUACUCUUCGACAGCCCACCACCGGUUUCGCCCUUCUUUGGACUCAUCAGGCGCAGUCGCCGAGUUUUCACCGUCAACCUUAUUUUCUAAUUGAGCAUCGGCAGUUGGACAAUUUGCAAUACGUGUGGAAUCAUUACCCGUCUGAGGCGCAAGACGAAUUCCGUGCU
Messenger RNA from Opisthorchis viverrini, 855 nucleotides. RefSeq lists its product as hypothetical. The annotation marks the transcript as partial. The transcript is spliced from 5 exons. The record is from RefSeq and is a predicted model, not a curated record. NCBI's taxonomy places the organism in Eukaryota, Metazoa, Platyhelminthes, Trematoda, Opisthorchiida, Opisthorchiidae.